Molecule: messenger RNA, 4785 nt
Organism: Pygocentrus nattereri (red-bellied piranha)
Lineage: Eukaryota; Metazoa; Chordata; Actinopteri; Characiformes; Serrasalmidae
Product: gastrula zinc finger protein XlCGF26.1-like
Exons: 6
Coding region: 293-1951 (552 amino acids)
Biological process (GO): negative regulation of transcription by RNA polymerase II
Molecular function (GO): DNA-binding transcription repressor activity, RNA polymerase II-specific
Source: RefSeq, a predicted model, not a curated record
UGAAAAGAGCAGGUUGGAGCUGGAUGAGUUUCUAAACUCUGGAGAUAUUUUACGCAUAAUUUCCGUUAAAUCGCAUGUCAGAGUCGUCACUGCGCGGAUGAAAGGACAGCAGACUGAUGCUGAGCGGACGUGGAUCAUAGUCUGCAGCUCGAUGUGGAGAUUUCCUCCUUGCCCCUUUCACUGACUGACCUGAGUGUUACAGCCUGCCUCAGCGUGGUCAGCAGGUUUGGGUAAAGACCCAGACACAGUGAGUGGAAAAGCAUGAAGUGUUUGCAAACUGUUCUUGAAUAACAUGAGUGAGUGGACUGUGAAGACAGAGGAUACCGAUCUCCUCCAGACGGACACUGAAGCAGCACAAGCAGGCAGUGGAGUUCAGUGUAAACUGGAGUGUACAGACUUCAUGAUCUCUGAAGUGUUUAGUCUCAGUUCAGGGCUUUCACUGCCUGUGAUGGUGGAGGCAUUUCCUCAAAAUGAUGUUGCUCCGACUGAAAUGACUUAUGGAAAUGUGAAGACGGAGAAUCCAGAUUAUCAAACUCCUGAUGAUACUGAGUGUAAAUUGAAGGACCAAGUAUCACUGGCUAGAGAUACAAGUAGCCCAGCUCCUGAACUUUGUGAAGAACCAAAGCAAUUCUGUGGCUGUGCCAGUAAAGACAUGGUCUCUGCUGAAAUGAACUGCAUGGAAUUAAAGGUAGAGGAUCCAGAUAUUCAAUCUCCAAAACCCUCAGAAUCUCUGGAGUUAUAUGAAGUCCCGUCUGGUCAGCAGAAGAAGAAGAGUACGGAAGUAAAGCUUUAUAAUGGCGUGCAAGACCGCUCAAACAAAAAGCUUUACCACUGCCUUGAGUGUGGAAAAGACUUCAAACGUUUAGAUGUCUUAAAAAGUCAUCAGCAAAUUCACACAGGAGAGAAGCCUUACCAUUGUGCUCUGUGUGGAAAACAUUUUAGACAUAGAGGAACUCUGCGAAAGCAUCAGCGACUUCAUACCGGAGAAAAGCCCUACCACUGCUCUGAGUGUGGGAAAGACUUCAGUUCUUUGGAUAACUUAAAGAAUCACCAGGUCUUUCACACAGGAGGAAAGCCGUACCCUUGUUUCGAGUGUGGGAAACGUUUCAGCCAGAAAGGAAACCUAAAAUCUCACCAGCGAAUUCACACCGGAGAGAAGCCCUACCAGUGCACCCAAUGUGGGAAAGCUUUUAGUCAUUUGGGAAGUCUGAAAAAUCACAAACCGUUCCACUCUGGAGAGAAAUCCUACCACUGCGCUCAGUGUGGGACAGAUUUUAGUUGUUUACUGAGCUUGAAACGUCAUCGACAAGUCCAUGCAGAGACGUUAUACCAUUGCUCUCAAUGCGGGAAGGAAUUUAGACUUAAGGGUCCCUUCCAGAAACAUUUAAGGCUUCACUCCAGGGAGAAGCCUUAUCAGUGCUCUGAUUGCGGGAAGAGGUUCAGCUCUUCGCUGCGUUUAAAACAGCAUUGGCGUGUUCACACAGGAGAGAAGCCCUACACCUGCACUCAAUGUGGAAAACACUUCAGCCAGAAAGGAAAUCUAAAGUGCCAUCAGCGUGUUCACACAGGCGAGAGGCCCUACCCCUGUGUCCAGUGUGGGAAAGCCUUCAGCUGUCUACGCAGCUUUAGAAGGCAUAAUCAAGUCCACACAGGAGAAAAGCUCUUUCACUGCUCGCAGUGUGGGAAAGGCUUCUUUCAUACAUACCUCUUAAAAAAUCAUGAGCGCAUUCACACAGGAGAAAAGCCCUACCAUUGUGCUCAAUGUGGGAAAGAUUUCAGGCUCUUGACGAGUUUACAGUAUCACCAGGAAAUGCAUGCAACAGGGAAUCAGUACUCCUGCUCUCAGUGUGACAAAGAAUUCACCUGCAAGCAAAGCUUAGAAAGACAUGAGUUAACUCAUACCUGGCAGAAACCAUACCUUUACCUUCAGACUGAUAAGUACAAGGAUUGACAACUGUUAACCCAUCACCUACAUUAAAGUUAGUAUGAUGAGGAAAAUAUCAAGAUUUCUGUUCUGGGUAAUGCUCUGUAGUUACACCUUAGAUGAAAAUCUAAGCAUUUUUUCAAUUAAAUGUAAUUCUUUUUCUUUUAUUCACAAUCAAAUUUUUAUACAAGAGCAUCAAGGACCGCACAACAUAGUCAUAUGCAAAAGUUCAAACACUCCCAGUCAAACUUUUUCAUGAUUUUCUAGGUAAGUUGACACAUCCUGAAAUGAAACAUUUAAAAAUUGUCUUCUUUGCACAACUUCUUUUUAUUUGCUGAGUUCAACACAGUGGAAAAAUAAAUAUCAAAUAUAAAAUGUGCAUAAUUUUUGCACAGGCCACUUUUAAAAUUUUAUUUUUAAUUGAGUUUGUUAAAUUGAGUAGCUCUUUGUAGGGGAUGUAAACUAUCAGACAUUACUAAAUAUAAUGUCCUUUCUUCUACAGACUACAUUAGACUGAUUUCAGUGCUUUUUCAAGAAUUCUAAAGGUUCACUUAUAUUAACCUGAGAAUUUAUGAUACCCUGUUGUGAGAACUUCUGCACAGCCACCCACUAACUACACACACACUGUUGCCUCAGGACUGUGAAUGUAUUGAAUGUGCAUUUUAUCACCAUCCCCUCGUAAGAUACAGUUUGACAUUUAUUAAACAAACUUCAGAAUUAUGUUUAACAAAACGCUCCAUGCAACUGUUUAUGUAGUUUAAUGUACCCUAAGCAUAACGGGGCAAUAUAAUGUGUAGCAGUGUCCUCUGUACAGGAUGUGAUCACUUAUUUACACUUAGAAAAUCUGUAAAAUGUAAUUUACCAAGGGGCGCCCAAAUAUUUUCAAACAUCUUUGAUCUUUUUGAGUUUGUUGACACCAUUAUUUAAUUGUGCAUUAUGCAGUUUUGUAGUUUAUACUAAUUUUAAUGUUUGGACACAAGGGACUAGUGAUUUUUUUUUUUUUACAGAAGUAGUAGAAAAACUAGUGAUUAAAGUCAAGAGAUGUUUAUUUAUUUCUUUUUUUUUGACUCACGCAUGCAUCUCAACCCUAAACUUGGAGGCUCACUGCCCUGGACAUUUUAGUGCUUUUCAUGUUUUAACACAGCUACUUUAAUCAAACAAUGGUCUGUGAAUAUGCUGAUGAAAAUGGGCAGGUCAGUGGGACUCCUGCACCAGGGUUGAGAAACACUGCAUUAGACUCCUAUGUAUCUAUAAAAUCAUUAACAGAUGUUCUUCUGAACUUACUCUUACAUUUGUUCCAAUAGAUUUCAAUGCAUACAACAUCAAGAAUGUUGUAUGUUCACUUACAUUACACCUAAAAUCGUAGAACUUCAGACCACCCACACACAUUUGUCUUGCUUGGUACACAAUAUACUGUAUAUGCGAGUGUCUUUUCUCUUUCUUGCAUGCGGACAUUUAAGAGCACAUAGAUCAAAGCACCUAGAGCCACUGAAGACAUCUCACAUAACAAUAAAUGGUCUGCAAUUUACAAGAUGUAUAUUAAGUCAACUUGUAAAAAUUUAAUAAGACAACAGCACAGUAUGCAUCUCUUGAAUUUGGUAGCGUUUAUAUGGAUUAAAUAAAACUGCAAAAAAUGCUAGACGUAUUACAAGGUGAUGUAGUAGAAGACCUGUUUUAGCACUCAGACCUUGAUGUGGUUAAGGCUUAUUGCCAUGUUUAAAAGGUUAAAUGUAUACGUCCAGGCCACUUUAAAGGCUGAGUAGCUAUUUCAAAGUUUUGCUGCUGUUGGGAAAUAAUAGGUAAAAAUUCUUUAGGUUUAUCAUUGGCUAUAUAAGUGAACAGCAAGAAAACCCAUUGGCAGCUAUGGAAUAUGUCUCCCUUAACAUACCAUUUUUAUUUCAUGCCUAAUAUUAUUUCAGAAGAAUGUGUUUUGGUUCUCAGAAUGUCCCUAAAAAAAUUAAAUUAUUUGAUUUUACUUCUACUAAUUGUAGGACAUCCUGCGACCCAGAAGGAUGAAGCUGCUCAGAAGAUGUGUGUGCAUAAUUGUAAGACAACGUCCUUGUCUUGGGGGAAAACAGUUGUCUAUUAUGACCACAGGCUAAAUGUAGAAUUUAGUAUAACUGUUUUUUUUUUUUUAGCCAUAUGAUUUGACAGAUUUGUGCUGAAGCAGGCUCAGAGAACAUGGUAAUACAUGGAUAUUUUAAUAUGGAUAUGGGUUAUUAUCAAUAGGACGACCCUUUUUUGUUUUGUUUUUGUUAUUUAUCUAAUUAUAUAUUUUAAAAAACAUUUUCUUACAUUUCUGUUAACAAAUGUUUUUAUUCUUAACUCUGGGCCGAUUUAGAUUUACUCUAAACUUCAGCUUUUUUUUUAAGAAAACGCUGGUAAUACGUCAUCUUUGCACCCUGAAAGUUGAAAUGGGUUGUUUUACCUGUAUGUUUGUUUUGAUCUGAGUGAAAGCUCCAGUUGAAGAGUGGAUACAGGCAUGGUGCGAGGGUGUGCAUAUCUAACUGCCAAGUCAGAGCAUUAUCUAAGAGCUUCUGGUCCUCUGAUUAGCAGUGAGGUCUUGGAAGUGUUGUCUUCCAUUAUAAAAGCUUUUAUAACUUUACUUUUAGGUAAAAUUACUGAUGUUUGUUCUUUUUUUAUUUGGGUAAUUUUGCAGAAAUGUUUAAACUCACUGAUCUUUUCAUACUGUGUAUUUUAUAUAUGGUUUGUGGGUUAUCUGUAUAUCAUUUGUAUUGUCUAUAUAAUAUAUGGUGACGUGCGUGUAUGUUAGUGUGUGUGUCUCAUCUGGAUUUGAAUGUGUUGGAUGUAAAAGGCAUUCUCAAUUUAUGACAGUAAAAUAUGAACUUUUGGGAACUGUA